GCCUUCUGUUUGUGUCCAUCUCUGUCCUCAGGCUGCAAGAAAGUCUACACCAAGUCGUCCCACCUGAAAGCCCACCUCAGGACUCACACGGGCGAGAAGCCGUACAGGUGCACGUGGGACAGCUGCGACUGGCGUUUCGCUCGUUCGGACGAGCUGACGCGUCACUUCCGGAAGCACACGGGCGCCAAACCCUUCCAGUGCGCCGUCUGCUCGCGCUCCUUCUCCCGAUCCGACCACCUCGCCCUGCACAUGAAGAGACACCAGAACUAGCAGCACGCACACACAAAGCACUCACUCCAUGUCCCACAGCAGCGAUGAUACAAGCUGCCCGAUGACGCCACAGCCGCUCCUGGUGCUGCUAUCCGGGGCUGAAACGGCCCGACGCGCGUGUUGCUCUUAACCCAAAGUGGGACAAAUCUGAGGUUGUAGAAAGUCGUAGAAAGAUAAUGGGCAGAUGAAGUCCCGGCCCCCCUAAUCUGCAUUUAUACUUGAUAUACAUUUUCUUUUGGAUGAAUAGAAGGGAGAAAAUGUUAAAACAAAAAGGAAAACAGUAGCUUAAAAAAUGUGUCUCCAGUGCAAUUGGACUCUGCAAAAAAAAAAAAACUGCAAACCCGUAAGUCCCUCUAACAUAGAACUGGCUUUGUUUUAGUAUAUUUUUCUUAUAAAGGAGAAGCUUUUGUUUGCAAAACUAGUCAAGCCAAAUCUUUGUUUAACUCCUUGGUUUGUUCAUAUAACUGGAAUAUCCAGGUUUUUUUUUUAACCAAAUCCUUUGGUUUGCACUAGAAUUGUUGUAAGUCUGAGCUUCCCGUUCUCGUCUCACUCACCACUGGAACGAUCGUUAUUAUCACUACUGGACUGCCUGGGAACGCCACACAAGUCCUCGCUGUUCAGAUAUUAAAAAUUGAAGGCAUUUAUACUCUGGAGAGAGGGAAGAUAGCGCAGGAAAAGAAAAAAAAAAAACGAGGGAGGGUUUGAGUGGAAGAGAUUUGAGUUUUUAGCGAGAGGACGUCUGAGGAACAGAGGAAGGUGGACGGCUGCUGGAGAGCAGCAAUUAGGUGGUGAAUGAUUCAUGAUGGCUUUGGAUGGAUUUCCACCCUGUGAAGUGUAAUAGAACCAGUAGAGGCGCAGAAUUCCUUCAGUUUAAACAGAAUUGACCGUGUUUCAAUUAUAAUGCUUCGAUUACUUUACAUCCAUCUCAUCCAGAUUUGUUUUAUGUUUAUUGUGUUCAAAAUGUUUUAACCAAAGCAGCAUCUUCCUCACAAAAACCUUAUUAAGUGCCUCCUUCUAUGAUUCACGUGGUUUUGUGGUAGCAGAGCUGUGAUCAAUUUAGUCCUUUUUUUAAAACACACAUGGUGCUGUUUUUUAUUUCCUAAUCUAUUGAAAUUUUUAUUUCGAUUUCUUGUUUUAAAUGACAAGGUUUACCCAUCAUUCAUUGUGAUUAUUCAUUUUGUGGGACUCUCUGUGGGGGCUUUCACUCUGUGACACAACUAACUUACAAUGGGGCUCAAUCAGUCAGUCAAACAUGGACGUAUAUUUUAUGAAAGGAUAAGAUCACAUUUUUCCAAGUCUUUCUUAAAAGAACAUUCCCACAUGGGCAUUGCAAGUUAUUUGUUGCUGCAAGUGUUCCUCAAGAUCCUUGUUUGACAUUUGACGAGGAUUCGAAGGUGUCAUAAGUCUGUAAUCCAUAAAAGUAGUAUUUAAUCAUUUAAAAAGGUAUGCAUUGUCAAAGAUUUGACUAAAAUGUUAUUUGACAGCAGAUUUGUCUUAUAUCUUGUUAUUGGAUAUUUAACCAAUAAUUUGACGAAUAAUAGUUUUUUUUUCUUUUGUAGAGGCUAAAUAUCAAGUUGUACUUCUUUUACUCUGUUAACUGGCGGAUUACAGCCAAAGCGAGUACACAACUACUGCUGUUUAUUCUCUCCAGACCAGUUGACAGAAACGCGCCUCAUUUGCAUAUCUGUUUUGCAACAUUUCAAAAAAGCAAAAAAUUUGCUUGGCAGUUGCGUGGAAACACGACUGUGUUGAUGUUGAGCUGUUGUGUGUGUUUGUGAAAGCACAAUGAGGGUGUUCAAUUUACUAAAGAGUCAAGACUGACUUUGCAAAGUAAUAAUUUGAGUUUAGUUUAACUAAGAUUCUGCACAACAUCGCCAACGGAUCUCGUCACAAUGAUAUUAGACAUGAGGAACAGUCGCAUCAAUCAAAAGCUCCGCAUGAGAAGAAUGUUUCAGGACACACUUGAGAAAAAUUCCACAUUGUCCUUUUUGAUAUACAUAUAUAUUUGAAUGUCCAUUUUGAUGGUUUGGUUUGGCCUGCACAUAUAACUGUAUUUGUUCCUUCACUGCAGGUAGCAUAAAGAUAAUAUAUCACUGUAAUGUAUCAUGGUAAAUCUGACUAUUUAUUUGAUUGUGUAGAAGUGGGGGUUGUUAGAACAGCCGCCGUUCUCCCCAGCAAAAAUGCCUUAAUGUAAAUAUAUGCACUGUAAAUACCCCCUUCCCUGCCACCCACACCCUCUCUUUUGUUAUUGUUUUGUAAACAAAAGGGCAAAACGAUAAAAAUGCUCUGCAUCCAAAAAAUAUUUGAGCCUUUUUUUCCUUUUUGGUUAUGUUUUCUUGAUGCCAUUGUUUUUAUAUACUGUCCUUCCAACUUAUUUUGUAGAUUUGUUCUUUCUUCCUAGUUAAACGUUCCAAAGACAAAAGUUGUUUUCUCUUCAACUGAGUGAAACCGAUCCCAAUAAAGUCAACUGACACUUUUACAGA
This is a messenger RNA of Gasterosteus aculeatus aculeatus (three-spined stickleback), 2753 nucleotides long. The record is from RefSeq and is a predicted model, not a curated record. Lineage: Eukaryota; Metazoa; Chordata; Actinopteri; Perciformes; Gasterosteidae.